Molecule: messenger RNA, 1852 nt
Organism: Cannabis sativa
Lineage: Eukaryota; Viridiplantae; Streptophyta; Magnoliopsida; Rosales; Cannabaceae
Product: tubulin alpha-1 chain
Exons: 4
Coding region: 295-1650 (451 amino acids)
Biological process (GO): microtubule cytoskeleton organization; mitotic cell cycle
Cellular component (GO): microtubule; cytoplasm
Molecular function (GO): structural constituent of cytoskeleton; GTP binding
Source: RefSeq, a predicted model, not a curated record
UAUUUUCCACUACUAAAUUAUUACAAUUAUAGGCAAGUCCAAUAGAGUGAAUUCCCUCCAAUUGGAAUUCAAAACCACAACGGUCAUGACAGCUGGACCCCACACCCACAUCCCCACAACGGUCAGUUUCAAAUUUUGAAACGUCCCCAAUUUUUUUAAAAACCGACUUAAAAAUUUGUCCUUUUUAUACCCUAAAAAAACCCUAGCUGCUCAAUCAUAUUUUCUCUUGUAAAAAAAAGUAACCGAAAAACCUAAAACAGAAGAAAAAGCAAAACCUAAAACCAGAGAAGAGAAAUGAGAGAGUGCAUCUCGAUCCACAUUGGUCAGGCCGGAAUCCAAGUCGGUAACUCCUGUUGGGAGCUCUAUUGCCUUGAACAUGGCAUUCAGCCCGAUGGUCAAAUGCCCAGUGACAAGACCGUUGGAGGUGGAGACGAUGCCUUCAACACGUUUUUCAGUGAAACCGGCGCCGGAAAGCAUGUUCCCCGUGCUGUGUUUUUGGAUCUAGAACCGACGGUCAUCGAUGAAGUGAGGACCGGUACUUACCGCCAGCUUUUCCAUCCCGAACAGCUUAUUAGCGGGAAGGAAGACGCAGCUAAUAACUUCGCUAGAGGCCAUUACACAAUUGGGAAAGAGAUUGUAGAUCUAUGCCUUGAUAGAAUCCGAAAGCUUGCUGAUAACUGUACUGGGCUUCAAGGGUUUCUGGUUUUUCAUGCUGUUGGCGGUGGAACUGGAUCUGGUCUUGGAUCUCUACUUCUUGAGAGACUCUCUGUUGAUUAUGGAAAAAAAUCUAAACUUGGGUUUACGGUUUACCCAUCUCCACAGGUUUCCACCUCUGUGGUUGAACCUUACAACAGUGUUUUGUCUACUCACUCUCUUUUGGAACACACAGAUGUGUCUGUUCUUCUUGAUAAUGAGGCUAUCUACGACAUUUGCAGAAAAUCACUUGAUAUUGAACGACCCACUUACACUAACCUUAACAGGCUUGUAUCUCAGGUUAUUUCUUCACUCACUGCUUCUCUUCGAUUCGAUGGAGCUCUUAAUGUGGAUGUGACUGAGUUUCAAACUAAUCUUGUCCCUUACCCUAGAAUCCAUUUCAUGCUUUCGUCAUAUGCGCCUGUGAUUUCUGCAGAGAAAGCUUACCACGAGCAACUUUCGGUGUCUGAAAUCACAAACAGCGCUUUUGAACCAUCUUCAAUGAUGGCCAAAUGUGAUCCUCGACAUGGAAAGUACAUGGCUUGUUGUUUGAUGUACAGGGGAGAUGUUGUACCAAAGGAUGUGAACGCAGCAGUUGCCACCAUCAAGACCAAGAGGACUAUUCAGUUCGUUGAUUGGUGCCCAACUGGGUUCAAGUGCGGUAUCAACUACCAACCACCCACAGUCGUUCCAGGAGGUGACUUGGCUAAGGUUCAAAGGGCUGUUUGUAUGAUUUCAAACUCCACAAGUGUUGCAGAGGUGUUCUCUAGGAUUGACCAUAAGUUUGACUUGAUGUACGCAAAGAGAGCUUUUGUGCAUUGGUAUGUCGGUGAAGGUAUGGAGGAGGGUGAGUUUUCUGAAGCGAGAGAAGACUUGGCUGCCCUUGAGAAGGACUAUGAGGAAGUUGGGGCAGAAUCUGCCGAAGGUGACGAUGAUGAUGAGGGAGAGGAGUACUAAGAAAAAGCUUUCAUUAAUAUAAGUAUGUGUUCUGCCAAUGGACUCAUUGGUCUGUAACUGAGAUUACAAACAUCUACUAUCCUUGUUUUUUAAUUUGAUGUUAAUUACAUUUUGUUCUUUGGUUGUUGAAGUAUAACAAUUGUUCAUUUUGCUUAAAAAAAUUCCAAAUUUUUCAUAUGUUGAAACUGAACAUAUGGAUCAA